UGUGCCCUACGUAGCUCUCUACGGCAGUACUCCUUCCACUCGCUGAAAGAGCUGUGCUCCCUGAGAGAUGUCCCUGACCUGAGAAAUGACCUGGCUUUCCUUUUACACAUGUUAGACCAGUACGAUCCUCUGCUGGCCCAGCGUCUGUCCGUUUUCUUGUCGCCUGUCAGUGAGAGCAGGCUGAUGGAGGAAAGCUUGGAGAGGCGCUGGGGGGAGGAGAAGUUGCAUGCCAUGACUAGCGUGGAUGCAGAGGGCUGCUCCAGACUGCAGCUGGUGGCCCUGCCUCGCCUCCCUCCUGCCCUCUUCAACCUCAGCCAGCUUCAGGUCCUCAAACUGGAGCUCAUCACAGAUGCCAGGUUUACUGCACAGGUGUCCAACAUGAUGUCGCUCAGGGAGCUCCACCUCUAUCACUGCACAGCAGCGGUGGAUCCCAGCGCACUUGCUGUCCUCCAAGAACGCCUCGAGGCCCUCCACCUCACCUUUACUCAACCGUCAGAGAUCCCCAGCUGGGCCCUCUCCCUCCGCAGCCUGCAUGAGCUCCACCUCUCUGGCCGCCUGAGUAAUGACGGUGGGGUGGGUCGCAGCUGGGCACUGGGGAGCCUCCGCCAACUACGUCACCUCCGUGUGCUGGUGAUUCGGGGCAUGUUACAGCGGAUCCCUGGGGAGCUGUGUGAGGUGGCAGGCAGCUUGGUGAGGCUGGAGAUCUUCAACGAGGGCACCAGACUGCUUGUGCUGACAGGCUUGAAGCGGAUGGUGGACCUGACUGAGCUGCUGCUGCAGGACUGCCAGCUAGAGCGUCUGCCCUCUGCCCUGCUGGCUCUCACCAACCUGCGGACACUCGACCUGCAGCAUAAUAACCUGAGAACUCUAGAGGAGCUGCUGAGCCUGGCUCCUCUGCGACGUCUGUCUUGCCUCCGUCUUGCCUACAACCGUGUUCUGGCACUGCCGGCCAGUGUUGGUGUGCUGCGAGGCCUGGAGCUCCUGGAUCUAUCCAACAACCAGCUCCAGAGCCUUCCCCCAGCACUCUUCACUCUUCGCCGUCUUCGUAGGCUCCUGCUGGCUGGUAACCUGCUGGAUGUGCUGCCUGUGGAGGUGAAGGCACUGCAGCUGCUCACAGAGCUGGACCUCAGUGGGAACAGAGUAGAGAGCCUUCCCCCUCAGCUCUUCAGCAGCUGUUUGGAGCUGCGCAUCCUUAACGUGUCACACAACUCUCUGAGCUCAUUACCCAGGGGCGUUGCAGCUUCGAGUCAGCUGUGUAGGUUGGACCUGCGCAGCAACAGUCUGGAGGAACUACCUGCUGAACUGGGCUGCUGCUCCAGCCUGCAUGGAGGUGGUCUUCAGGUGGAAGACUGGCUGUUUCUUACUUUGCCUUCCCAUGUCAGGGACCUCCUGAGCCGUUCUUGCCCCCCUUCUGGUACAUACUCAGAGAGUCAUUCCCGGCCAGAGUCCGACAGUUUCCCAUACUUCUCUCCCACACAGUGGAGCUUCUCCUCUGCUCUGGAAUCACAGAUAUAAGACUCACUAUCUUACUGCUAACACUGAUAACAUUCUGUUAGUGAAGACCUUUUGUAUACUGAUAUGUAACAGGAUUUGUGUUGGCGUACUUUGGGCAAAAUGCUCAUUAGUUGUUUUUUAAGAAUGUUGUUUUUCCAUUGGUUCUUUUCAUGGUUUAACAGCCAUGACUGUCUCAUUUACAUUUUAGCCCAAAGAGUACACAUCCUGCACAUUUUUAUGCCACUAAUAAUUAAACUAAUGAAGUGCCAAUCAGUGGCUUGCGGGAAGAUUCAUGUGUUAUUCCACUGAAUGUGUAUGAGCGUGCAUUUGUUGUCUUUACCUAU
Molecule: messenger RNA, 1838 nt
Organism: Epinephelus lanceolatus (giant grouper)
Lineage: Eukaryota; Metazoa; Chordata; Actinopteri; Perciformes; Serranidae
Source: RefSeq, a predicted model, not a curated record